GCGGAGGAAGUGCUUAAGUAUGUAAAGUUUGGAGUAUGGUGGACUCUUCUUGGUGUUGCAUCUUCAAUCGGCCUUGGAUCUGGUUUGCACACGUUUGUUUUGUAUCUGGGCCCACACAUUGCUCUUUUCACUAUAAAAGCAAUGAAGUGUGGUCGGGUCGACAUCAAGACAGCUCCAUAUGAUACGAUUCAACUUAAAAGAAGCCCAUCAUGGCUGGGAAAAGAUUGUUCUGAGUUUGGGCCGCCAUUGUUUUCUUCUUCUAAUGGCCCACGGGUCCCGUUGAGCAGUAUAUUGCCCCAGGUGCAGCUAGAGGCUAUAUUGUGGGGCCUGGGUACCGCACUUGGAGAGCUGCCCCCUUAUUUCAUUUCAAGAGCAGCACGCCUUUCGGGAAGUAGAUCAGAAGAACUGGAAUCUCCAUCAGAUGAGGAUAGUGGGUUUCUAGCAACUAAAUUAAAUCAAAUCAAGUGCUGGUUUGUUUCCCAUGCACAAUAUUUGAACUUCGUCUCAAUCCUGAUUCUUGCUUCGGUGCCCAAUCCUCUAUUUGAUUUGGCUGGAAUAAUGUGUGGACAAUUUGGCAUUCCAUUCUGGGAGUUUUUCCUUGCUACUUUGAUUGGAAAGGCCAUUAUUAAAACUCAUAUUCAGACUGUCUUCAUAAUUUCAGUUUGCAAUAAUCAACUACUUGAUUGGAUGGAAAAUGAAUUGAUCUGGGUUCUCAGCUUUGUUCCUGGUGUUGAUUCCUUCCUGCCCAACAUGAUCAGCAAGCUUCAUUCCAUUAAAAAUACAUACAUGGCAUCCAAACCUCAUCCAACUUCAGAUGCUAAGGUAAACAAUUGGGAGUUCUCGUUGGGUUUAGUUUGGAACACAGUAGUAUCGAUUGUGCUUCUCAACUUUUUCUUCAAGAUCAUAAAUGCAACUGCACAAAGUUAUCUGAAGAAACAGCUCGAGACGGAGAUCACUGCCAAAAAGGGCAAGUCCUCCAUCCAUUGAUUGCAUUCGGCUGUGAAUUAGGCAGACCUUACAGGCCACUACGUAUGUACGUUCAGCUUCGCCUCUCACACUAAUCACCAUUUAUCUCUCCCUGUCAGAAACUUUUAUAGCUGGGGAGAAGAUCGAAUACAGAAAUCACAGGUUAAAUGUUUUAUUUUAGCAGCCGGAUUGCCAUUGUUGGAAACUCUCUGCUUUGCGCAUUAUCAGAGAUAGAGAAGUUAGCAUUGUUUACUAUUUGGCUGGCAAAACUGUUACAGACUCCUUUCGGUCGUUACUGAUGUCUGUCCAUUAUCAAGAGAUAGAAACUUGGCUGUAUUUUCUACUUCUUCACGAUAAGGGAAUUUGGUAGACUUAUUCUUCUUUGUUUCACUGUUAUUAAGUGACACACACCUAUCAAAUACUUUUAUGCAUGCGUUGGCUGAACGGGAGCUAAUAGAAAAACAUUGGUCCUGCAAUUACUUUUGUAUUCAAUAUUCACAUGAGAGGAAAUCAUACAUGCUUUUUUUUGCUUUUAUAUAAUCUUUAUUUUGUAGAUUA
Messenger RNA from Cuscuta epithymum, 1524 nucleotides. Lineage: Eukaryota; Viridiplantae; Streptophyta; Magnoliopsida; Solanales; Convolvulaceae. The record is from the annotation of a GenBank genome assembly.